This is a messenger RNA of Salvelinus fontinalis (brook trout), 2603 nucleotides long. Its product is annotated as ras-related protein Rab-37-like. Lineage: Eukaryota; Metazoa; Chordata; Actinopteri; Salmoniformes; Salmonidae. Gene Ontology annotation, molecular function: GTP binding; GTPase activity. Gene Ontology annotation, cellular component: Golgi apparatus; endosome. The transcript has 8 exons. The record is from RefSeq and is a predicted model, not a curated record. Bases 711 to 1499 code for a protein of 262 amino acids.
ACAUACAUCCUUUGAAAAGUAGACAUUGGUGAGGAAAGACCACCUACCUGACAUGUUGUGGAUUAAAUUGUAGGAAUUUUUCUGAAUUCUGAAAUCACUGGAAUAGCAUUAAUUUAGGAUUGAAACCGAAAAGUGUAUUUUUCAGUGGCAACACGUUGACAGACGUUUUUUUUCGUUCGCUGAACUCCUCCUCUUUCAUGAUCAACGAGUUCAGUACCACCUGUGACUAAUAACCCGUGCCAUCACUGCCUGUUGCGUCCGUGGCUCGGUUGAAGACCUAGUUGUUUUCAUUUAUGAAAAUUACAAAAAACUGCCUCAUUUCAUAGACAUAAAUAACAUUAUCUUCAUUGGACAAAUGACAAUAGCAACGUCGUUUCAUCUGCCAACGCGUAAAGAAUGAUGCGGAUCCGUUCCAACGUUCUGCAUAACUGAGAAAUGUUUCCGCAUAUUGAUUAUAUUUUCUCCACGAAUGUAGCCGCUUCCUCAAGAGAAUGCCCCUUUAAGUUUUAACCACGACUCUAUGAUUGGCAUUAGUUGAUUCAGCGUCAAGAAACUGUUCUUAGAAAGCGCUGGGUGGUUUUGGACAACGCUAAAUGACUGCCGAUGGACUCAUUGCUCGUGUUAACUGGUUUUGAGUCACUGGCAUCUCGGGAGGAACAUCGCGCGGCGCGCUGACAGAUCUCGGUGAUACUGUGGUGAUAGUCAUUGCGAUGUCCACAAAGAAGGCAUCGUUGAAGGAUAAAGAGACUAAAAACGGAACAUCAAAAUAUGUGUUGGAGAGAUGCGCCUCGGUUUGCGAGUAUUUUGAUAUUGCCUUCAAGGUGAUGCUGCUGGGAGACUCUGCGGUGGGGAAGACGUGUGCGCUGGUGCGCUUUAAAGACGGGGCCUUUUUGGGAGGCAACUUCAUAGCCACCGUGGGAAUAGACUUUAGGAAUAAAGUUGUGACGGUGGACAACGUGAAGGUCAAACUCCAGAUCUGGGAUACUGCAGGACAGGAGAGAUUCCGCAGUGUCACGCACGCUUACUACAGAGACGCACAGGGUAAUCUCUGCUCUAUUAAAACACUUCCUGGUUGUGUGUGUUGUAGAAUACUAAGAACACAUGGCUGUGUGAGACUCUCUGCCUUUCUCUCCUCAGCCCUCCUCUUGCUCUAUGACAUCACCAGCAAGUCAUCCUUUGACAACAUCAGGGCCUGGCUGACUGAAAUUCAUGAGUAUGCUCAGAAGGAUGUGGUCAUCAUGUUGCUCGGCAACAAGACGGACAUGGCCGGAGAGAGGGUCAUCAAGCGUGAGGAGGGAGAGAAGCUGGCCAAGGAAUAUGGAGUCCCUUUCAUGGAGACCAGUGCCAAGACUGGAGUCAAUGUAGAGCUGGCCUUCCUGGCUGUAGCAAAGGAGUUGAAGCACAGAGCUGCCCAGCAGCCCAAUGAGCCCAAGUUCCAGAUCCACGACUACAUUGCGUCUGAGAAGCAGAAGUCUGGCUGCUGUGGUGGCUACAUGUAGCUAAACCUCUCACCAACUGUUACACCACACCAGGCCACAGUGAGAGAGGAACAAGAGAGAGACACAAACAUCUACAAAAGGAGGGAGAUAGAGAGAGACAUAGAGCAGUAGGGAGACAGUCCCCCUAAAAUAGCAUCAUCAGAUAGCGAGUAGUCAAAAAGAGCAGAGCAACCACAUUGUGAAAAAGAGAGCACCUGGUCUGCUCCCCACCUACUUGGAAAGCCUAUGGUAACUAGACAACCCUCAUUCUACCCCUAUCAGGAGAAAAACCAUGUCAGUGUUUUCAGUUGGAUAGAAAUCCAUUACCAGUGUAUUUAAAAUGUGAAUUUAUAUUUGAAACAUGCUCAGAUCAUUUAGUUCAUGUGUAUCACAUGCUGCAGCUGCAGCCUGUCAGCCUUACUCAUUAUUGCCAUAAGGAAGGAGUGGAAAUCCAAAUGGAAUUUCUUACCCCAAUAUUGCCAUAUUUACAAAGAAAUGAAGAAAUGAUCUGAUCACUUUAUGUAAAGAUGUUAGCUGGAAUAAAAUACAGAUUUUUUUGGGGCUCAUGGCUUCAUAUGUUUCACCACAUUCUAUUCAGGACUAAAUGCCAUUAUACCUGUUGUAUGAGGAGUACCCUCUACUACUGCGGUGUCAUACACAGCGUGUCCCAGAUGCGGCCUCUACCGGCUAAAAAUAUGUCUAAUGACAGUCAUUUUGUAAUUAUACUCCAAAUUAAAAUUAUUUUCUGAAAUGUUGUGGUCAAAUGUUAAUUGAGGUGGUGGUCAGAAGUUCCAGCAUGAGUUUUGAUUUGCUUUUAAACGUGCCAUCCACCAAUGAGAGAGCUCCCUCAGACAGUGUUGUUGUGGAGCCUCUUUCAGUCAUCAUUAAUGGAUGUUGUUGUUGUUGUGUCUCUACUGUACAUGGGUUGUUCAUGGGUUGUUCAUGGGUUGUUCAUGGGUUGCAUUGUGUAAAAUGUUCCUUUGUAUUUGGUUCAUUAUGAAUGUUUGCUUAUUGAAUUUGCUUGAUGUCACACUUAUUUUCACUAUGGAGGUGUCACAGUGAUCACGAAGUGCCAUGGAAAAGUGCUUUGUUAUCGUACAGUAUAUAAAAACUAUUUUUUUGUAA